AAUAUCAAAAUCUUUCAAAAAUGUUCAAAUUUCUGCCAAUUUUUCAAUUCCACAGAAAUUUCAGCACGAAGACAACAGGUUGGAUAUAUUCUGGAAAACAAGGAGUGUUCAUUGAUUUGAUAGUGAAGCCCAAAGCCAGAGUCAAGCAAACUUGUAUAACAGAGACCACAACGCAAGGCGUUGUGGUGAAGGUUCCUUUACCCCCAACAGAUAAUAAGGUUAAUAAUGAGCUGGCUAGAUAUUUCACUAAAAUCCUGAACUGAGAUACUAGUAUUGCAAAAGGCCAUAAGAGUAGGAAAAAGACUCUGAUUUGAGCCACAAAAAGCGACUGUGUUGAGAUCCAGACUAUACUCAAACAUAAUAUUACAUAGACCAGAAUAACAGUUCCAAAAAAUAACGCUUUU
Moneuplotes crassus is the source of this 404-nucleotide messenger RNA. Lineage: Eukaryota; Ciliophora; Spirotrichea; Euplotida; Euplotidae. The record is from the annotation of a GenBank genome assembly.